AUGUCAACCCAAGUUCUAGUCGGUGGAGCCAUCGCAGCCACAGCUGCGAUGUUCUUCCAUCAAAAGGACUGCCAGGUAGCCACUAAUGCGAAAAGCCAUAUUCGCUGGAACGCAGGCAAUAUACGGGACGGAAUGCGCGACGACUUGGUCAGCUUCAAGGAUGCUUUGAUUAACACGAUCACCUUCAGAGGAUCACGUGACUACAGAGGAGGGUAUGGAAGCAACAGCUACGGAAGCAACAGCUACGGAAGCAACAGUUACGGAGGGGGCAGUUACGGAAACAAUGCUCCUGCGUAUUCGAGCAGUUCCAUCUCCUACCCUAAUGGCGGUUCCUACUCUACAGGUGGCAGCAGCGCUUAUAACAGAGGCAGCAACAUCGUUGGUGACGUUGCAAACGGCGCUAGCAAUGUUGCAGGCAACAUUGCUAGCGGUGCAAGUAACCUGGCCAGCGGUGCUAGCAAUGUUGCAGGCAACAUUGCCAGCGGUGCAAGUAACCUUGCAAGCAGUGCCGUCAACGCUGGUGGCGCAGCCACAGGCGCCAUUGGCAAUAAGGUGGGCGAACUCAAACAAGCUGGUUCCGACCUGACGCGCGACGCUUCCGAAAAGAUUCAGUCCUCCUUUUCCAACGCAAAGCGAACUGCCAACAGCGUCACAAAAGAAGCUUCCGACAAGACCCAAUCAAUCUUCAAUUGGGGCUCCAACGACUCAGAAAAGCUCAAAGCCUUAGCUAUCGGCGACUUUGACAGAGCGAACAAGAAUUACCAAGAUGUGCUCGAGCUCCUCAACAAAUCCAAAAAGGGACUCUUUUCCAAAGGCGAUGAGCACUUGAAAAGACAAUUGGACCUCGCGCAGCAGCAGCUCAACGAAGCAAGACAGAGGCUGCACGAUGCCUCCAGGGAUUUCGAACGCUACGCAAAACAAAACAUCAACGAUAUCUCCCAUAAACUAGAGGCCGAAGACGAAGCACUAAGAAACAGAGGCUUCCUCAGCUGGUUCAAAACCCACACCGUAGGCUCUGAUGUCGUCGACUCCGCCGCUAACGCUGUUACGGGCGCCCAGCAGAUUGCGAGAGAUGCAAAGGGCUCCGUAGACAAAUCCCUAUCCUCAAAAAAACUUGGCCCAUCCGACUCCCAAAGAAGACUGGACUCACUUGAACACUCCAAGGGCGACUCCUGGUUCGGCACUGCCAAUUCCUCGCCCGACCACCUUCCUGCAGCUGCCAGAACUGCCAGAACCCUCGAGGGAUGGGGCGAAACUGCAACCCAGUUUGCCCAGGAAGAGCUCGAAGAAGAAAAAAAAAGGCGAACAGGUUUUGGAAAUCUUGAAAAAUCCCUAAAAGAGCGAGAACUACAUCCACCCACAAUAGAUAAUCAAACAAUCGAUCGCCUUUUGUCUGUCACCAGUCCCACUCCCUCCUCCCACUGCUAA
Eremothecium cymbalariae DBVPG#7215 is the source of this 1428-nucleotide messenger RNA. RefSeq names its product Om45p (gene OM45). The record is from RefSeq and is a predicted model, not a curated record. Bases 1 to 1428 code for a protein of 475 amino acids. The transcript has a single exon. Lineage: Eukaryota; Fungi; Ascomycota; Saccharomycetes; Saccharomycetales; Saccharomycetaceae.